AAUCGUGCCUAAUACUAUUCAGCACCAAUUUGUCUAUAUAAAAGAUUAAAAGGAAAGAAGCGGCCUAUCUACCCCUCAGAGAGAGAGAGAGAGAGACAGAGAGAGAGAGAGAUGGGUUCCAUAAGGAUAUCAGAAAAGCCACACGCAGUGUGCAUCCCAUACCCAGCACAAGGCCACAUUAACCCAAUGCUAAAUGUGGCAAAGCUCCUGCACCACAAAGGCUUCCACAUAACCUUUGUAAACACAGAGUACAACCACAGGCGUUUGCUCAAAACCAGAGGCCCCCACUCCCUCGACGGCUUGCCGGACUUCCGCUACGAAACCAUCCCCGACGGCCUCCCGCCCACCGACACCGACGUCACCCAAGACAUCCCUGCUCUCUGCCAAUCCACCACCAAAACCUGCUUACCGCACUUCCGCGAGUUACUCAACAAACUGAACGAUACGGUCUUGUCCACCGGUCCGCCGGUGACGUGUAUCGUUUCGGAUGGUUGUAUGAGUUUUACUGUGGAAGCUGCCGAGGAAUUUGGGGUCCCUGAUGUGCUUUUCUGGACGACCAGUGCUUGUGGAUUCUUGGGUUACACAAAGUAUAAAGAUCUCGUGGAAAAAGGCCUUGUUCCUUUAAAAGAUGCCAGCUACCUUACAAAUGGAUUUUUGGAAACAACAAUCGAUUGGAUUCCGGGGCUGGAAAACGUACGAUUCAAAAAUCUCCCAAGUUUCGUCAGAACCACAGAUCCAAACGACCUAAUGGUAAACUUUGUGAUAGCAGAGACUGAGAGAGCGCUCAAAGCCUCUGCUAUCAUCAUCAAUACAUUUGAGGCUUUCGAAAAACCUGUCCUCGAUUCCCUCUCCUCCUUCCUCCCUCCUAUCUACACUCUUGGUCCGCUUCAUCUGAUGGUGAACCAAAUCUCCAACGAGAGAUUGAAAUCUAUGCACUCGAACUUAUGGAAAGAAGAAUCCGAAUGCAUCGAUUGGCUCGAUACCAAAAAGCCCAAUUCUGUUUUGUACGUGAACUUCGGAAGCAUUACUGUUAUGACGCCCAAACAACUCGAGGUAUUUGCGUGGGGAUUAGCAAACAGCGGGUAUGAUUUUCUUUGGAUUGUAAGGCCGGAUUUGGUCGUUGGAGAGUCGGCCAUGCUGCCGCCGGAGUUUGUAACAGAGACGGAAGGGAGGGGGAUGCUGGCGAGCUGGUGCUCCCAGGAGCAAAUUCUGAAACAUGCGGCCAUCGUGGGGUUUCUGACUCACAGCGGGUGGAACUCAACGGUGGAGAGCGUGUGUGCCGGUGUUCCGAUGAUUUGUUGGCCGUUUUUUGCCGAGCAACAAACGAAUUGUUGGUUUAGCUGUGGUGAGUGGGGGAUUGGGAUGGAGAUCGAUAGCGAUGUGAGGAGAGAGGAAGUGGAGAGGCAAGUGAGAGAGUUGAUGGAGGGGGGGAAGGGCCAGGAGAUGAAAAGGAAGGCUGUGGAGUGGAAGGAGAAAGCAAAGGAGGCGGCUGGGCCUGGUGGGUCAUCGUACGUCAACUUGGACAAGUUGGUCACUGAGGUGCUCCUAUCAAAGUAAAGCGUAAGAGUGGUGGUUACGAGGUUCGCUUAUUCACGAACGCUCAGUGAAACCCUUAUUUACGGAGCCACGAGAUCUCGGCCUCUAUUUUGGUUUUAGACGGUCCGAAUUUAAAUGAAAUUUUUUCAGAAAAGAGUUUAACUUUUUUCCGAAAAAAUUUCAUUAACAUCUGAACCGUUUAAAACACUCUUGGACGGUCGCAAGUCACCUCCUCCGUUAUUUUCUUGAUGGUUACUAGUGGUGCAUGUAAAAAUGAAGUCAGUUACAUUCACGGAACUUGCACUACUACGUUACCUUUGUUACAUUUCCCAAAAAGCUAUAGUACAAUAGUCGUAACCUUUAUUGUAGAGUGGUAGUUUACAAUUUAUUGUAGUUUGAUAAUGUGAAAGUUUGGGUUCUUGUUCUUAUAAAGGCCACACAAAAAAAAAAAAUUCAUGUGAAAGUACAUAGUUGUAUCAUGAAAGAAGGAUUUGAAUCAAUGAAAGUGUGUUUAUCAUGAAA
This is a messenger RNA of Rhododendron vialii, 2058 nucleotides long. RefSeq names its product 7-deoxyloganetin glucosyltransferase-like. Gene Ontology annotation, molecular function: UDP-glycosyltransferase activity. The transcript has 2 exons. Lineage: Eukaryota; Viridiplantae; Streptophyta; Magnoliopsida; Ericales; Ericaceae. The coding region runs from base 112 to 1557 and encodes 481 amino acids. The record is from RefSeq and is a predicted model, not a curated record.